Zonotrichia albicollis (white-throated sparrow) is the source of this 1062-nucleotide messenger RNA. NCBI's taxonomy places the organism in Eukaryota, Metazoa, Chordata, Aves, Passeriformes, Passerellidae. The record is from RefSeq and is a predicted model, not a curated record.
AUGGGGAUUUCUCCCUUACCCUUGCAACUAGAAAAAAUCUCUCAGGAUUAUGUUCACCAAGGUUGUAAAUGCACAAAUCCAAGUUCUGCAAUACAAAGUGAAAAACCAACUCAUCACGUUCACAAGAUUGUUUUGCUGCUGGAGAACCAGGGGCUUUCUGUGAUUUUUUUCAAACUCAUUUCCUCUGCUCCAAAUGAACCCCCAUCAAGCCAUAUUGACAUUCUCACUCUGCUGGAGACUGGUAAAUGUUAUCUGGAGAACUGUUCUGUUUCAUUUCCUAAUUUUAAUUGCUCCAGGCCAUUCCUCCAGCACUUCAAUGGGUUUUGGAGCAGGAGGUUUGCAGGCACUGCAGCUCCUGCUGUGGAGGGAGAGCAGGAUGGAGCUGGCCAUGGGCUGGAGCGGGCAGGACUCAGGUGCUGGCCAUGGCCAGGUGGAAGAGAAGCAGCAGAAAAGGAGGAGCUUGUGGAUCUCUUCAUGUGGAGAGGCAGGGCUCUGUUUUUCAAAGCUGGAGGCAGUUUUGUGCCACUGAAGAGCAUGGAAAGAGCUCCUGAGGCCUUCAUGUCACACAAGAACUCAGAACAGCUUGAAUUUGACAGAUCAGAUUUGUGUGAAGCCAUAAAAGAGAAGAAUCCUCAUCCUCUCCUGCCUUCAGCUUCACCCCGUGUGGACAUUACAUUUAUUUGUGUGCUGUGUGUCCUGGGGCACACCAAAGGCUCCAGUUCUCCAGUAUUUUAUCCCUAAUGGUGGCCAAUAAUUGGUGCCAAGGAAAUAAAUAAAGGGGAAAAACCCAAUAACAGGAUUUCACAACUGCCACUUCCCAGAGGAAAUUCUUGGAAACUGGCAAGGAAGAAUAUCACAACUUUCUCUGGCAGAAAUUGUGAGAUGUCCAUUUAAGUCCACAGAGCUAAAGCAGGCUUUUUGCCUCAGUUGCAGAACUGCUCCAGUUAAUCCAUUUUGCUCACACUGAGUUUUGCCAUCACACUGAAAUGCUGCUGGAAGAAAAGAAGAUGAUCAACAGCAAAUCUCUCCUGCUGCAAUCCAGUCCUGUCCACUCUGCCUGGC